CGCCUUGCAGAAUGGAAAACAACGUCGGCUCCGAAGAACAAAGACAAUCAAGCAUCUGCUACAUUGAACUUGCACAAAAGUUUUGACACCUUAGACGAUGAGUUGGACGAAGGAAAUGGGGAACAACAUCCAAGUAUAAUUAACCUUGACAUUAGUCAACAAUCCGAUCCUGAUCAUCAACCAACCGAAGACAAUAACACCUCAACUGGGAGUAAUAACGGCGGAACCCUAACUGGACACAUAACAGAUCGUAGGAACCAAAACAAAGAAAAAUCACAGGAAGCAAAACAAAACAUAGUCAUCAUUGGUUAUUCCAUUGUAAAACACAUUUUUCCAACAAAUUUGUCUGAGAAAAAGGUGCAAAAAUUUACUUAUCUUGGUAAAACGGCCUCAGAAAUAAACAAUAAACCCAAUACAAUCGAACCAAACCUAACGCCUUGCCACGUUGUAGUGCAUGCGGGAACAAACAAUAUCCCUUCGCAAUCCGUGGACGAAUGUAUAAACGACAUUGAAGAACUUAUUGUUGGAGUGAAGGAGAAAUUUCCUAAUUCAAAAAUUGGUGUAUCUGGUAUUACAACAAGACAAGACAUCGACUCGACAUCAAAGGUUAAUGAGGUCAACGAGAAGAUCAAGGCCAUCUCACUGAAGCAUAGUGUUAAAUUUAUUGACAACUCAUCUUUGGACGAAACCUCUCUAAACUCCAGUAAGCUCACUUGA
Molecule: messenger RNA, 717 nt
Organism: Paramuricea clavata
Lineage: Eukaryota; Metazoa; Cnidaria; Anthozoa; Malacalcyonacea; Plexauridae
Source: the annotation of a GenBank genome assembly